Messenger RNA from Haemonchus placei, 237 nucleotides. Lineage: Eukaryota; Metazoa; Nematoda; Chromadorea; Rhabditida; Trichostrongylidae. The record is from the annotation of a GenBank genome assembly.
AUGAAGGUGGAAAAGGAACAUCGCAUGAUAGAACAGCGAUGGAGGGAACAACAGGGUGAACUUUUCGACGAGGAUUUCCUUAUUCAGCUGAUUAACAAAGAAUCUGUGAAAGAUGAGGAGCAGGAGACCAAUAAGAAUUCACAGGUCGAUUAUCAGCAAAAACGCUCUAUUCAUUACAUCUAUAGAGAUCUCGAAGAUUUGGAGCAUGUUCACGUCUACUCCCUACUCGUCGAAUAA